CCUUUGCCCAGUCUGGCCCUGACAAGUCCCCAGGAAUUGCUUUUCUAUUGGACAAAAAUCGGAAAAAAUUCCAAAUUCAACGUAAGCUGUCUAACCAGCCGGCGGACUUUGUGAGGAUGGACGAUCCUUUGCUUUCCGGACUCGGAGGUGCAUUUAUCAAGCAGACCAAGGAGAUUGCCGACAGCCUGUGUGAACUGGAGGCCAGGACGGAUGAGCUGCUCGUCGAUGCGGAGAAAGUGGACGAGGACUUGGCCAACUGUCGCAAGUUCCGCGAGGAGCAGCUGCUCAAGUACCUGUCGGAGACCAAUAGCGACGUGGAGCAGAUGCAGAUGCUGCGGGACAACAUAGAACUGAAGGAGACGGCCGACGAGUUCUACCAGGGCAUCGAGCUGAUCAUGGAGAAGUACAGGGAGCACAGCGAGGGCGAUAUGUUCAUCGAUAGCUACCAGCUGAAGGAGCGCUACCUGGCCGGACUGGAGAAGGUGGUGCAGGAGCAGGCUGCCCGGAUCGAGAACAUGCUGGAGCUGAUGAAGCUGACCGCCGAUCUGGAGGAUCGCUGCAGUGAUGAGAACCAGCAGGUCAUUCGUCAGCUGACCGGGGAGAAUGAGCAGAUGCGUCGCCAGCUGCAGAUCAGCAGCUCGGAUGAGGCUUUCCGCCAGGGUAACCUGGGCUCCAGCGAAAGCAGCACCCAGUUCGAUCCAAGUGAUCCCGAUGCCUCCGCGGAGAAUAGCAUUUACAGCGUGGAGAGCUUCCUCUCCUGCCUUUCACCGAGCAAUAUGGCUGAUAAUGAUAAUGAUGGCUCCUCUUCCAGUUCUCAAGUGAGUCAACUGGAGGUCAGCCGCUUUAUCGAGGAGGCUCUGGCCGAGAACUCCGAGGAUUCCCCCUCUAGCCAGACGGAAUAGACAUCUAAAUACCCUUAAUCACCAUUCACUUAUUGCUGUAUGUUCUGGACCCCACACAAGUCUGGCUGUUUGCGUUGAUUUGCUUGGACUUGAGUUAACUUUGGGCCCUCAACUUUGAAAUCAAUUAUAGUUCGGGAUGGAAAAUCCCCAAGGAUUCCCUAAACUAUUUCCAUCCCGAAAUAUAAUUUUAUUCAAGGCUACACUAUUCUGUACACUCUUUUGCUGCCUGUUACCUUUUGCUGUUUCUAAACAUUGUCACUUUCAUAAAUAAUUAUGUAUGAUUUUACACCGAUUUCUUGGAUUUAAAUAUUAGCCUACCUGCUCAA
Messenger RNA from Drosophila biarmipes, 1228 nucleotides. RefSeq names its product FGFR1 oncogene partner 2 homolog. The transcript has a single exon. Lineage: Eukaryota; Metazoa; Arthropoda; Insecta; Diptera; Drosophilidae. The record is from RefSeq and is a predicted model, not a curated record. The coding region runs from base 117 to 902 and encodes 261 amino acids.